Chara braunii is the source of this 1217-nucleotide messenger RNA. The record is from the annotation of a GenBank genome assembly. Lineage: Eukaryota; Viridiplantae; Streptophyta; Charophyceae; Charales; Characeae.
GGCCCUUUGAAAUUCAUGUGUGGUCGGUUGGCGGGCGUGUGAGAGGACAAUCAUGUGUGGGGGCGAACAGGAGAUUGAAGGAAUGGAGUUGAAUCGCAAACUGAUCAAGUACAAAGCUGCAGUGUUAGAGCAGGAGGAAGAAAAGAGACGUUUUCAAGCGAAAAGUAUGCAGCAUGGGAUCAGUGCAGCAGCUCCGUCUGCUGCUGCUCCACCUGCGCGACCAAGAUCUGCAUCUCCAGCUCCUUCAGCUUCUAACGCUAUCUUUCCUUACCAGCCAAGACCACACUCCGAGCAGUACAAUGGCGCGGCGAAUUGGAACAACCAAUACCGCGGCAACCAAUCGGAGAUCGCGGCGCUGCUUCGCAAAUUGGUUAACAGCGAUAGGGAAAAACGGGAGCGAAAACGGGAGAUCGAGGAGAAGAGGGCGAAAGAGGAAUUGCUCGCCAAGGAAAAAGAGGAGGAGAAACAGAAGCGUGAAGAUGAAGAGAUGAAAGAAGCCGCCCGAGAGGCCAGAUUGGCAAAUCUUAUGGCGGAACAACUAGCCGCGUUUGAGGCAAGGAAGAAGAAGGAGACUGAUAAGAAGGAAGAUGAGACUGUUUUCAAGAAAGACCCUGCGAAAGGGAAAGGCAUAGCCACUGAGGAGAUGCCGAAGAAGAAGGGCGGCUGCUUGAAGAUAGGUGAGGGAGACAACAAGAAACGGAAUCAGGACGUUCUCAGAGGAGGAUCGCCGGUGCUACCAGACACAGGAAGACAGAAGACGGAAGUGGAUAACGGGUUCAAUGCACUUGAUGCCGGACUCUUCUUGAUGAACCUCAACAGGGUCACGCGUGCAGUCGAAGCUCAACAGGCAGCCUUUAGCCAGAUAGUGAGAGAAGGGAAGAAAGUUGUGGUCGCUUCUACCAGUGCCGGCGGAAGGAAGCAGUAUCUCGAAGAUAUGAAGAAGGAAUUGAUGAAAGAAUACAAGGCGGAUCUGGAAGUACUCUGCAGAAAGGACAACAUCAAGUACAUCAACAAGAAGCAGGCCGUUAAUGAGCUUGCCGAACUGCGCACAAGAGACGCCUACGGAGACACCGAAGAAGACGAGGACGGCGACCUGAUCAACGACACAGGGUCUGAAUCUCAAGAGGAGAAUCCCUCUUGAUAUCCUUUUGGGAUACAGGAUGGCUGUGGGAAAGAGUGCACAGCCUCUGUCGUAAACGGGAAUCUGCUAAUAUGAG